Lathyrus sativus (Indian pea) is the source of this 1113-nucleotide messenger RNA. The record is from the annotation of a GenBank genome assembly. NCBI's taxonomy places the organism in Eukaryota, Viridiplantae, Streptophyta, Magnoliopsida, Fabales, Fabaceae.
AUGGCUCUCUCUGCAACAUUUAUCACUCCUUCACCUUCAAGUUCUAACCUUUACUCCAAAAUUCGUAAACCCUUUCUCUCCCACUCUGUGUAUCUUCUUAAACCCCUAAAGAUCCGAGCUUCAGCUACCCUAAACUAUUCCAAUGUCGACAAAUCUUCCCCAUUGAAGACUAGCAACUGGCAGUGGAAAUUCAAGGACAAUUUAGUAAAUGUUUAUUAUGAGGAACAUGUGAAGGAGAGUCAGGAGCCUUCACAAAAUAUCCUGAUGAUGCCAACUAUUUCUGAUGUUAGCACGGUUGAGGAAUGGAGAUUAGUUGCUCAAGACAUUGCUCAGCGGAAUGGCAGUGUCAAUUAUCGCGCAACUAUUGUUGAUUGGCCUGGUCUAGGUUAUUCUGAUCGUCCGAAGAUUGAUUACAAUGCUGAUAUUUUGGAAAAAUUUCUGGUUGAUUUUGUUAAUUCACCAGAUGGUCCGGUAAAACAAUCAGACAAUGAUUUGGUGAUUUUUGGAGGAGGGCAUGCUGCUUCAAUAGUAAUCCGUGCUGCCAAAAAGGGUCUUGUGAAGCCCAAAGCUAUAGCUGCUGUUGCACCAACUUGGUCUGGUCCACUUCCUAUCGUGUUUGGUCGAGAUUCCAGUAUGGAAACAAGAUAUGGUCUUCUAAGAGGCACCUUAAAGGCCCCUGCAGUUGGAUGGAUGAUGUAUAACAUGCUUGUGAGCAAUGAGAAUGCGAUCCAAUCACAGUACAAAUCCCACGUAUACGCCAACCCUGAUAAUGUCACGCCAGCAAUUGUUGAAAGCAGAUACGCACUGACAAAACGGAAAGGAGCACGUUACUUACCCGCAGCUUUCUUGACAGGACUACUAGAUCCUGUAACAUCUCGUGAGGAGUUCCUUCAACUCUUUGCAGAUUUGGAAGGAAAGGUACCAGUGUUUGUUGUAUCAUCGAAAGGGUCUCCUAAAAGGUCUAAAGCUGAGAUGGAAGCUCUUAAGGGAGCUAAAGGGGUGACCAAGUUUGUGGAAGUGCCUGGUGCUCUUCUUCCACAGGAGGAGUACCCUGCUGUAGUUGCGGAAGAGCUUUAUCAAUUCUUGCAACAGUAUUUUGGUUCUGUCGCAUAA